AUGUUCUACAGUCAUGAAAUACUUACAUCACCCGAGCACGGGGUUGCUACGAUAUGGCUGGUUGCAACGCUAGGUUCGAGAUCCAUCACAAGAAGAUUGAACAAGAAGGCAAUACUGGACGUGGAUGUUCCGAAAGCUUGCGAGGUCAUCAUGGAUCCUGCAGCACCUAUGGCGUUAAGACUCCAGGGGAACCUACUAUACGGAGUCGCCAGAGUCUACAAUCAACAAUGUCGCUAUACACUCACAGAUGUGCAGGCAAUGCAUGACAGAUUGAGAUCAAUGUUGGGAGCUAUUCCCGGCACAGCCUUGGAUCCGACGGCUGGCAAAGCUAGGCCUGAUCAGCUCAUCUUGCCGUAUGACACGUCGUUCCUUCCUGAGAACAACCUACCAGGGUUGGGUUUGGAUUUUUUAGGGUUGAAUCCGUCGAAGAAUGAUAGAGCAAGCCAGCAAUCCAGCUUCCUAUUACCAAUGACUCCUGACCUAAGUCUGACCGCUGCCUCGCGUAACUCCAGUCUGCAGCUUGACUUUGCGUCGCAAGAUCUAAUCCUGGGGGAUAUACAUGGGUUCGGUUCUGAGAGCGAAAUGACGAAUUCCAUUCAAAGGACCGUUCAACUUGGGCGGAUUGCAGCGUCGGCUCUCAAUGAUGAAGAGGGCAUUCUUCUGCAGCCUGACUUCGACUUUGAUGAAGACGGAAAUCUCAUUGAGCUUGGGGGGCUAAACGCUGCUGCUGAGGUUGAAAAGCGCAGCUCUGGCUGGCUUGACGCUGAGGCACCGGUCACUGGUGAGAUGAAACAAGGUGAAUUGAAUGACAUCUCCUGGGACUAUCAGCCAAUGCUAGCCGACGAGGGCAUGCAAGCCAUUACCGAACACGGACAGCCUACCCUUGUUUUCAACGGAGAUACAUCUAUGCCUCAAGCUCCUGAAGUACAACACUCGGAAGAGGUAGAGAAUGUAUCAGAGACUCGGGAGGCAACAAUGCGUCCGAAUCGAAGAAUCCCGAAAGCCGUUGCAACAGAUACUCAAACCGCCCUGCGAAACACUGAACUAGCUCAAUACAACAAUGAAUACGUGCGAAACAUGGCUGCUGCUCUAAAGCAGAAGCUGAAGAAUAGAGUGCCUACCCAGGCUAAGAAGAAUGCAGAGUUCUGGAUCUUCGGUCAGGGAAUUGGCUCAGUCGGCGUUGGGUUGGGAACUUCUCAUGUCCAGCAUCCUCUGCACUUCUUCUCCGGCGAGACUUUGUACGCAUCACUGACAAACGUCGAAAGAUCAAAGAAACGCAAAGGCUCUCCUUCGACAACUGAAGACAGUGAUGCUGAUUCCGAGAGUCGACGUGUUCGACGCAGGGAUGAGUCCGAGGAACAACUCGGCCGAGGUGGACUUCUUCAAGACGAUAACAACUUACAUGAUGAUAUAGAGAUUGGCCGUCAUGCCUCAUCAGUCCUUCGAGACGACUCGUCCCAAAUGCCCUGGAAUAUCACAACGUCCGUCCGAAGCUCCCGGCUUGGGCUGUCUGCCACAAGCAUCUUCCGUGGAUUUGGCAGCAUUAGUGACUUUUCUGCUCGGGGCAUUCGCGAUUCUGCAGCUUCCGUGCCUCCACCUGCAGCACCAGGCAGAGCUCGAAGUCGCCUAACAAGUGCAAGUCCCCUGGCUGGACGCGGCUUUCAGUACGAUUUGGAGGGCCUUGCGAUCCCAGGAACCCAAGAAGAUGAUGUGGAUUUCCUCGAAGACAUUGACCUAGCUGGCUACCUUCAGAGCGAGCUUGACGUUGGAACCAACGCUGAACCCAAGGAUGAGACUGAUAGGAAGCGAGCAGCCUUCCGUCACCAGCUGUUGAAAUCUAGUAUGGACCAGGAGAGCCUGAACUUUCUCGAGUUCCUCAACCUGCAACUCGAGGAGCCCGCUCGAGAUUCUGCAGAGCAGGGUACUGUUCAUGAGACUGAUGCUGGCUUCCUUCGUCUUGAUGCCUCUGAUGGUAAAGGAGUAGCAUUUUCGUUGCUCCUGCCUCCUGAAACUACCUCUCGUACAGUCGCCACGCAUGGCCUGAUGCACAUACUUACCCUGGCAACGAAGGGCUUUCUUUCAGUUCAUCAGGAGCCGUACGAGGAUGAGAGUACCGAGGAGUACGGCGUUCGCUACAAAUUCGGAGAGAUAUACUUGCGCUUCUCCGAGAUGUAG
Messenger RNA from Aspergillus viridinutans, 2175 nucleotides. RefSeq names its product Rad21/Rec8 N terminal domain protein. Gene Ontology annotation, cellular component: synaptonemal complex; cohesin complex. Gene Ontology annotation, biological process: synaptonemal complex assembly; replication-born double-strand break repair via sister chromatid exchange; mitotic sister chromatid cohesion. The transcript has 7 exons. Lineage: Eukaryota; Fungi; Ascomycota; Eurotiomycetes; Eurotiales; Aspergillaceae. The record is from RefSeq and is a predicted model, not a curated record. Gene Ontology annotation, molecular function: chromatin binding; protein binding. The coding region runs from base 1 to 2175 and encodes 724 amino acids.